Pipistrellus nathusii (Nathusius's pipistrelle) is the source of this 708-nucleotide messenger RNA. Lineage: Eukaryota; Metazoa; Chordata; Mammalia; Chiroptera; Vespertilionidae. The record is from the annotation of a GenBank genome assembly.
AUGGCCACCGCCCAGCGCUUCCCCACGCUCGUGCCGCUGGAGCAGCGGAGCGGGGCGCCGUUCCAGGUGCUGGGUGACAGCGCCAAGCAGCCCUACUGGUUCCACAGCGAGUACCUCAAGAGCCCCAAGGCGGUCCGCCUCGAGGCGUGGCUGGUGGAAGCGAUCUUCGGUGCCGGCGGAGAGCACAUCCCGCACGUCGAAUGUGUGUCGCAGACCCUGCUUCGCGUUCACCAGUGGGACCCUGAAGGCGAGGCCGAGAUCUUGAUAUUUGGCCGGCCUUCUUACCAAAAGGAUGUGUCCAAGAUGAUCAUGAACUUGGCUCACUAUCACCGCCAACUCCGGUCUCAAGAGAAGGCGACCCAGCGCUCCCCCGACGAUGUCCAGGAGAAGGCGACCCAGCGGUCCCCCGAGGAUGUUCAAGAGAAAGCCACCCAGCGAUCCCCCGACGAUGUCCAGGAGAAGGCCACACAGCGGUCCCCGGAUGCUCUCCAGGAGAAGGCGACCCAGCGGUCCCCCGAUUCUGUGCAAGAGAAGGCGACCCAGCGGUCCCCGGAUGCUGUCCAGGAGAAGGCGGCCCAGCGGUCCCCCGAUGCUGUCCGCGAGGUGGCGACCCAGCGGUCCCCGGAUGCUUUCCAGGAGAAGGCGACCCAGCGGUCCCCCGAUGCUGUCCGCGAGGUGGCGACCCAGCUGUUCCCCAACACAGUCUAG